Molecule: messenger RNA, 410 nt
Organism: Racocetra persica
Lineage: Eukaryota; Fungi; Glomeromycota; Glomeromycetes; Diversisporales; Gigasporaceae
Source: the annotation of a GenBank genome assembly
GUACAUCAAUACAACGAUUUCUUAAAGGAGUUCCACUUUCAGAACUACAUCCAUCGUUGAAUAAUAGGUCUAAAAUUGAGCAUAUGAUUGCAACAAAGCGUUAUGCUAAACACCCAUAUGGUCAAGAUAUUAUGGGUAUUGCAAAUAUGCUUUUGAAACAAAAGCAAGAUAAUAAUAAUAAUCCUUAUAUUAGAUCAAUUUCUUUAGUAUUUGCACGUGCUUUCACUAUUCUUCAAAUAGCAAAUACAUAUCAAAAGUUAUUUGAAGAACUUUUUAUUUGCGUAAAGCAAGAUUGUGGACAUUUUGUUGAGUUUCAACAUAUCCAUGGCUGUGGAAUUGGAUGCAUUUUAGCUGAUGAAUAUUACGGUCAAGCAUUAGAUAAAUUUUAUAUCAAUUUUUGUUAUAGUUAA